Triticum turgidum subsp. durum (durum wheat) is the source of this 1035-nucleotide messenger RNA. Lineage: Eukaryota; Viridiplantae; Streptophyta; Magnoliopsida; Poales; Poaceae. The record is from the annotation of a GenBank genome assembly.
AUGGCCAACAAUUCCACCUCUGAAGUUAGCCAUGGCCAGCUACCCAAGACAUCGUCCACAUGCUUGACGGAGGGUGUCACUGCGGUGCAUGAUUUUGAGGUGGCCAAUUACCGGUUGCUGGAUGGCAUUGGCAUCGGCAAGCACGUCAGCUCAAGCAACUUCAGCGUGGGUGGCUUCGAAUGGUUUAUCAAUUUCUUCCCGGAUGGGAGGAUGGCAGACUACGCUGACUAUACAUCAGUCUUUCUUGACCGUGUCAUCCAACAGAAUGACACUUAUAAUGUCAGGACUAAGUUCACCUUAAACAUGCUAGAGAAAGACGGCGAGGCACAAUUAACUAAAUAUAAUGAGAUAAAUCAUGUCUUUUCCUCAGCAAAGUCAUAUUGGGGCUACUUCAGAUUCGUUGCCAAAGCGAAACUGAAAUCAUCGUCGCAAGCCAACAAUGGCUUCUUCAUUAUACGUUGUGUUCUCACCGUGAUAAAAGAACCUUGCACCGAGGUUAAGAGGAACACUGUUGUGGUUCCGCAACCUAAUAUGCAAGGCCAACUCUGCCAAAUGUGGAAGGAUGGACAGGGAGCAGAUGUGACAUUCAGUGUGAGUGGCCAAUUGUUCAAAGCUCACAGAUGCUUGUUGGCUGCACGGUCUCUGGUUUUCAAGGCGGAGCUCUUUGGUCCUAUGAAGGAGAAAGAAACACAGUGUAUCAAAAUUGAUGACAUCGACCCUAAAAUCUUUGAGGCGCUUCUUCACUUCAUAUACACAGAUUCCCUGCUAGUCAAUGAGCACCACAGAGAAGGGUUAAAUGGGAUGUGCGAAAGUAAAUUGUCUGAGCGCAUUGACGUGGAGACUGUUGCAACAACAUUGGUUUUAGCAGAGCAAGUGCAACACCAUUGCAAGGAUCUCAAAGAAGCAUGUGUUGAGUUUAUCGCUCCACGGAAUGUUCUACAAGCUGUUAUGGCAACCGAUGGUUUCGAGCAUUUGGUAGCAAGCUGUCCUUUGCUCAUGAAGGAGUUACUGGACAUGGUGUCCCGUGGUGGCUAG